Schistosoma bovis is the source of this 2740-nucleotide messenger RNA. NCBI's taxonomy places the organism in Eukaryota, Metazoa, Platyhelminthes, Trematoda, Strigeidida, Schistosomatidae. The record is from the annotation of a GenBank genome assembly.
CUAGUUUGGCAGCUUUGAUAGUAGUAAACAUGUUUCUGCCUUUUAAGUCUGAUAUAUAUAUGAGACAUUACAACUUUUGCUAUUAAAGAACACUUUGCUUGACAAGGAAGAUGAAACUUUUCAGCUCGAUUUUUGUUAUCGUUCUGGUAUUUUCAUUGCGAGCAAAUUAUAACGUUGAUGCUUGUAAAGCAAUUGGUGAAACAUGUGCAAAAACUAUUUUUGACAGAUGUUGCGAUGGUAGUGUAUGUAAACUAAGUGCACCAUUUUAUGGAGAAUGUGUAGAAUGUUUAACUUCAGGAAAUAGAUGUUGGAAACAUUCAGAAUGUUGUUCAGGGUAUUGUAAUUGGUUUACAUGUCGGGAUUUAUAAACAUUAUUGUUUGACCAAUCAAUAUUUGGGAAGCGAUCGGUUAUUCUGAAAACCUUUUUUUUAAAGAAUAUAAUUUGUAAUGCAUUAUAACUUGUUUUUUUUCUGUAAAACAUUUCGAGUUUGACAGUAUACACUACUUAUCAGUAACUUAAAAUAAAAGUCAAAAGUUCUGUGAUUAAUCAUUGGGUAAGUAAUUUGAUUAUUUUAAUUGAUCAUUUCAGUAAGAUAGUUUAUGGGAGCUCAUUUUGUUUUUGUUUUAGUUCAGAAUAAUCAUUAUGAUAAUUUACAUUAAAAGGGGUUUUGUAGAUAUUAUAGUAAUUUUAGUAGUUGAGAUCAUCAAUCAGCUGAAGCUAGACAACCAUGGAAAACUUGGAAGCACUAGACGGCCGUUUCAUUCCCAUUGUGGGACUCCUCAGCAGUGCUCAUCCACGAUCUCGCCUCGCGAGAUAUAAACCCAGGACCUACCGGUCUCGCGCGUGAACUGUUAACUUCUAGACCAAUAAUUGUCUAACUCUAAAGUCUUUAUAUUAUAUGUACUUGAAAAGUAGUUCUUUCCACUAACUGAUGCUUCCCAUUUUUCAAUGGUGGUCCAAUAUUGAUCGGUCCAUGAUAACUAUCAAACUCAAUCUCCACAACCCAAGACUGAUUAUUAUGUUUGCUCAUGCCGUGUAUUUCAUUGUGAUAUUUGGUUCAUAAAUUGCCUUUAUUGGUUCAGUAGUCUCAUGUAAAUAUUCAUGUAUAUUCCGUUAAAGCCUGAUAACGACCUAAUUGAGAACACUAUUGUUCGCUUAUAUAUGUUGUUUUAGUACAGAAAAUAUGAAACUAAACGGAACAGGUUAUAGAUAGGAAAUGGUGUGAAGUUUCUUGCUUUUGAGGCAUACACAUUUUUUCAUUCCCAUCAAUAUUAAUAAAAGACAAUAUACGGAGAUAGAAUGAUCAUCAUUUUAGAUUGAGAAAAAUCUAUUUCACAUUAAAGGUAAGUAAAGUCAAAGUUUGUUCGAGAUAUUCUGUUCAUCGUAAACCUUUUAAAAUGAACAGAUAUUAAGAGAUUUACUUUUAACAAUUAAUAAGUUUACUUGAAUAAGAUUUAUAAUGGAAUCUACUUACUGAGGUCUGUGAUCGGCUUCCAAUUAAUUUAACUGUGAUCUUUUCGAUUCGUAGAGGUAAGAGUUUAAAGACUAACCAACCUAAACAUAUAUCCCAUGUGGUAUUUUACUUAAAGGCAGUUAUAGUGUUAAGUCUAUGAUUAUCGACGAGAAAUAGAAAUUUGAUCGUUUACUGUUGAUUAUGAAUCAUUUAUCACAAGACUGGUACAGACAAGUCAAAAGAGUUCUAAUUAAUGUCAGGAAAUUAGCCACAAUGAGUUGCAAAAAACACAGUGAAAGUUUUCUCUCAUCUGGAAUUAGUUCAAUAUUUCAGAUGAUAAGGCUGUUUUUAAAAUAACAGUCAAUAUUACAUUGAAAGUUAAGCCUAUACAAAAUCAUCGGUUGAUACUCAUGUUGAUUAGUCACUGCAUAAUAAGCAUUGUCAUGUUUAUCUAUUCUCUAGUACUUACUGAGUAGUUAUAUUGAUCAAGUUGUGAUUUAGUCACUUGUCGAAGUGAUGCGAUAACACAUUCACAAUACUUUACUGUUAUUUUUUUGAAGCUAAUUCUCUAGAUAUAAUCUUGAAAGAGGAAGACAAUUUAAGAUUCAGUCCUAUUCUUGGAUCUUUCAGUAGUUAUGCAUUUUUACUUAAACAUUUAUUAUUAUUAUUAUUACAGUGUGUUUUUAAGUGUCAAAUAACCAUAAAUGAACUCAUUGUGGUUAAACAAGUUUUAAGAACAUUUAAACUUAUAUAUUUUUUGGUAGAUUACUAGUCAAUUUACUUGUAUAAGAAUAUUCAUCAAUUGUGAAUGAAUGAAUCAGUUUAUAUCUAAUUUGUCAUUAUACAUCGAAACCAACUACAUAAUUUUGUACAACAUUCACUACUGGAUAAGCACAAAUGUUUCUCAGUUGACAUGUGGAAUUUGCACAACAUGGUGAAAAUAUUGUUUUGGUACAAUUUUCUCCUUCAAGUUUACAACGACCUAUGAAGAAAAAAGAGAACGUAAAUAAUCAAUAUCAAUGUUUAAUUGCAAUUUGCCUGAUAAAUCCAUUAAAUUAUGAGUUUUUCGAAGGCUUUCUUCAUUUUAAAAUUAAUGUUAAUUACAGAUUAACAUUAGAUGUAGAUGUUGUGUAAGUCAUAAGGGCAUUCAUCAAUAGUUUCACUUCAGUUUAUGGGUCAUCAAAAACUUAGCAGUGAGGUUAUAACUUACUAAUGAUAUAACUCACUUUCAGAUAACAAGUUGAAUGAGAUUAAACAUAUGAACUAUUACAUUUAGAACCAGAAAU